Danio rerio (zebrafish) is the source of this 1809-nucleotide messenger RNA. RefSeq names its product AFG1 like ATPase b (gene afg1lb). The record is from RefSeq and is marked provisional. Gene Ontology annotation, cellular component: cytoplasm. Lineage: Eukaryota; Metazoa; Chordata; Actinopteri; Cypriniformes; Danionidae. Gene Ontology annotation, molecular function: ATP hydrolysis activity; ATP binding.
UUUUGAAUCAACAUGGCGGCGUACGCGUCUCGGUGGAGAACGGACUGUCUUUUAAGACUUGUGUUCAAAAAGACUAGGUUGUCGAAACAAGUUUGCUGUGAAGUGUGUAAGGCAAGCAGAGGGUGUUCGACAACAUCUACAGGACAUACAUCUACUUCAGCACCCUGGCCUGUCUAUGGCAGACUUGUAACACACUAUGACAGCCUUGUCCACUUCGGUUCACUCCGAAAGGACCCGCAACAGAGAACUGCACUUCUUCAGUUAGAAGAAUUAACCAGAGUGCUGACAGACUAUACCAACAUCCCUAUCCUUCUCCCUCAACCUAAAGACUGCUUACAGAACCAACCAACCUCAGAACUGCAGGAUAAAGUUGGGUCAAGGGAAACGGUGAACAUUUGCAGACCUGAUGAAAAUGUGUCAAAUGAAAAAGAGGACCAACAAGAGGAGUCCUCUAAGCCACAUCCACCCCAAGGUUAUUAUAUCUAUGGUAAUGUUGGCACUGGAAAAACAAUGCUGAUGGAUCUUUUUUACUCAUUUGUGGAAAACAGAAGAAAAAAGAGGGUUCAUUUCAAUGGAUUCAUGUUAGACGUACACAGAAGGAUCCACAAACUGAAACAGAGCCUGCCAAAGCGACGGAUAGGUAAAAUGACAAUGUAUGACCCCAUCUUUCCGGUUGCCAUGGAGAUUGCAGAGGAAACCUGUCUCAUAUGCUUUGAUGAGUUUCAGGUGGUGGACAUAGCAGAUGCUAUGAUCCUGAAGCAGUUAUUUGAGGGCUUGUUCAAGUGUGGGGUCGUGGUUGUGGCAACCUCAAACAGACCACCUGAAGAACUGUACAAAAACGGGCUUCAGAGGGCUGCUUUUGUGCCUUUCAUUGGCGUACUCAAGGAGUACUGUCGGAUUGUCAGUCUGGACACUGGAAUAGAUUUCCGGACGAGGGAAAUGAAACCAGCAGGAAGAUUAUACUACAUAUCAAGUGAGCCUGAUGCAGAGAAUGCUGUCAAUGCGCUGUUUGAGGAACUGGCAUUCAGACAAAAUGAUGUGACCAGGCCGAGGGUGUUGAAUGUCCAGGGAAGAGAAGUAACCCUGAGCCGGACCUGCGGAACCAUUGCAGAUUGCAGCUUCCAGGAACUCUGUGAGCAACCACUGGGUGCAGGCGAUUAUUUAGAAAUCGCACGCUGUUUUGACACGGUCAUCAUACGUAAUGUUCCUUACCUUCAACUCGGAAUGAAGGACCAGGCGAGACGUUUCACUACACUCAUCGACAACUUCUAUGAUCAAAAGGUUAGAGUGGUGAUGUUGGCUGAUGCACCGUUAGACCGUCUCCUUGAUCAGGGACAGAUGACUGGUGAAGAAGCGAGAGAUCGCCUAAUGCUGGAUGAACUCGGCCUGACUGAUGAGGCCAGCAAGCGAAUUACUCUGUUCACUGCGGAUGAAGAGAUCUUUGCCUUCCAGAGGACAGUGUCUCGCCUUGCAGAGAUGCAGACAGAACAAUACUGGAUAAGUGGAGAUCGGAGUCAGUCAUGAUCUAAAAAUGGUACAAGUCCAUCACCAUGAACAGACUGUAAGCCUGCUAUUUUCAACAGCAAUGGGAAUCUUUCAUAUCCCCACUGCACCAUUAAUGUGCAAAAGUACAUCUCAUCAUGCGCAGGGAGAUAUUGCGUAUGCUGCCAAAUGAGAAGAUGUCUAGCACCCUCUAGUGGAUUAUAUAAUCUGUAGUGUUUAGUGUAUGUACUUUUGAAAACACUCCCUCUGUGAGGAAGACAAAGUUUAUUCUUAAUGUAAUGGCAACAUAAAUAUUUCAGUGUUGCA